AUGCUGAGGCAUUACCUGGCCAUGACGUCGUCAUUCAGGUUGGGUGGUCAGCUGUUUGUGUGUCUGGGCCCCAAGAACAGGGGCGCCCCGCUGUCGGCUCAGCGGCUGGCGCACUGGGUCGCCACGGCUGUGCGGCGGGCGUAUCAGUCGCAGGGUCUGGCCCCCCCGGUGGGCUUCAGGUCGCAUUCCACGCGUGGGAUGGCGGCCUCUACGGCCCUUCUCAGGGGGGCGUCGGUCGAGGACGUCUGCCGUGCGGCUUCUUGGGCGUCGUCCUCCUCUUUCGUCCGGUCUUAUCUUUUGGAUGUGUCGGACCGGUCGGUGGCCCAUUCCGUGCUGAGUGCAGCGGACUGA
Knipowitschia caucasica is the source of this 351-nucleotide messenger RNA. The record is from the annotation of a GenBank genome assembly. NCBI's taxonomy places the organism in Eukaryota, Metazoa, Chordata, Actinopteri, Gobiiformes, Gobiidae.